AAACAAUUAAACAUUGUAUUGCUUUCUGGAUCAUCAUGCGUGUACACGUCCUAGCAGGUGCUGCGCUCUGUCUGCUAGCACGUGACUGUAGCGCAUCGACGGACGCAACUACCGAAUACUACAAAAUGAGAAAUUCUAUCCACUCACAGUGUGCGCGUAUGGACCCCACAAACAGCUCAAUUUACACCGGCGGCUGUGCCGAUCCCGACAUGCUAUACUUCCACUACAAUGUAACGUCCCGGAUGUUCAGUACGUACAACAACCUGUGCCUGAGCGUACAGAACGAGGUCGAUAUAGUACUCUGGAACGCCGAUGGUGACGGGACAGAGGCAAACGCGACCAGCACGUCGACAACGGUGUCAAGUGGUAGUCAAGGUAACCAAGCCACCUCGAACGCAGAGACGAGCGCACAGACAAGUACGAAUAUAAUCACAAGCACAGACACAUCAGCAACUAGCUCUGCGGACGCGAGUGAGUUGGGUAGCGACUACCAAAGCCUUUUAAACUCCUUCAGCCGCGCAGUGGCAUCGCGUCAGAGUGAGGACUCUGCCAUAGCCAUGGCAACGGUGACGGCUACCGAGACGAAUACAACAGCUGAAGCAGCCCAAACAUCUCAGGACGGGGACGGCCUGGUUUCGGGACAGGAGUCCCAGUUAAUGGCUUUUGAGUGCAAUUCUACGGAUACGAAGCAGAAAUUCGGGGUCAGCGAGGGCAUUUUUGGCCAGUUACUGUCGGACUACUACCAGCUGUGUGCCGAUGUCGAGCAUCAGCACUACAAUGCGCGAGUGAUCCUAUGGACGUGCAAGGACAUCAACAACUACAAAGCGCCGAACCAGCAGUGGUACUCAUACGGCUACGAGAGGAAUGUGACUGAGCUCAAUGAGACGUACUAUGAGCGCGAUCAGGGUGUGAACGUGCUCUGGCCAGAGGUAUCGGCCGGGUAGGAGACCCAUAGCUAGCUUGCUUGCUGCUUAUGCAAGUACUUGAUAUAUCAGCCUCUAGACGACGGGGUAUCUCAACUUAUAUAAACCUAACAUAAUGAUGUUUGCUGCAGUCAUGCGGUUUGCCGGUUGGAAGGCCGAUAAGGGUUGUCGGCCCUGUCCUGUUCAAUGCGGGACUGGUUUCUACUGGUAAGCUAUAUGUGGAAUGUUCACAUUUCGAUACCAUGUCGUCGGCAUUCCGACUGUACAGAAUAAGGUUUUGUAUAGGCUGACUCAUAUCGCCAUAGUGUUGAGGACAGUUAAAUGUUACAUAAACAGAAUUGCAGGUCGAUCGCAAAGGCGAACGAGUGCAGCCUAACGG
Molecule: messenger RNA, 1302 nt
Organism: Sphaeroforma arctica JP610
Lineage: Eukaryota; Ichthyosporea; Ichthyophonida
Exons: 2
Coding region: 36-944 (302 amino acids)
Source: RefSeq, a predicted model, not a curated record